Molecule: messenger RNA, 6491 nt
Organism: Dreissena polymorpha
Lineage: Eukaryota; Metazoa; Mollusca; Bivalvia; Myida; Dreissenidae
Exons: 24
Coding region: 105-3719 (1204 amino acids)
Cellular component (GO): extracellular matrix
Source: RefSeq, a predicted model, not a curated record
UGUUGAUCAACACAACCGAUGCCCAGAGCAGAGAAAAUUUCGGCGAACUUCAAGGUCUGUGUAAUUUUGAGGAUGAUGCCUACAAAGGAAAAACGGGAAACAUAAUGCUGAACAGCGCCGGCUUUUUCAAAGAAUGGCUAUUAACAGCCGAAGAGAGCAUGUUCGUGCCCAAAACCAGUCCAACCCAGUACGAAUACAGCGAGGAUGUGUACGAAUGUCAUUGCCCAGCCGAAGGUGAAUUGGAAGAGGACGGCGAAUAUAUUGAGAUACAAACGGAAUACUAUCCAAUAACGACUUUCUUCAACUACAGUGGGUCCGUCAAAUGCGACAAGUCAUCACCCGCAAUGACAUCCUCUGAAAUGGGUGAACCGUGGAUACAGGCCCCGAAACCUGAUCCGAUUUCCCCGGUUGAUGUCGUCCUUCACGUUAUAUACAAACAGCAACAAGAUGGAUCGUACAAGUCGUUUGCAGAAUGCUUGUUUGAAAACAAGAACGAGACGCAGUACUAUGUUGUGGGAUGGUACGCUGAUGCCGUAUCAACCCCGGUAUAUACGACAGGCAUAUCAAAGGCAAACGUUGCCGGUUUCAACGCUGUUUCCGUGUCCAAUCUUGUCGCCGCCUAUCGCGCAAAUCCUACGUUAUCUCAAACAUGUGCCAUUAAUCGCAGGUGGAGAUGUGCAGUUACGGUUGUUGAUGCCACCGGAAAAUCUCUUCUGCCUGCCGUAGCAAGCAAGUAUGAGGACAUCAUCAAGAUUGAAACUAAAUACGUUAAAAUGAACCGAGGAGCCAGUGCGGAAAUCCUCUACACCAUCAACGUUCCUAUCCUGUGUCAACCGGGAACAAAAUGUGGAAUCAACGUAAAAGUCUAUGAUGAAAGUGAUGACUAUAAAUGCGAAAACUCAACGCUGGCCGUGCGGCACAAAAGCAUGUGCGGAGACAUCGUUGCAGGUGAAAAUAAUAUUGCGAGCACCACUGACAGUAUGAACAAGUCGAUAAAGAUUACAACAAAGAACAACAACUGGUUUGAGCUAAAAGACACGUUUACGCUGACCAUGGAGAUAGAAGGCUUUGGAAAGGUGGAUGAAUUCUGGGACAACUGUAAACUUAAUACGAAAAUCAAGGUCGAGGUCGAAGACUUCAAAAACUACUGGAUGCAUAACUACUGUUAUUCAAACAAUGAUCCUCGAAUCGGAACUUUCGACGGGGCCUACUUCAGCUUGAACAAUGCCGGGAACUAUACGCUGUACAAGCACAAAACACUUCCUAUUCGGGUCGAAAUAGAAACCGAGAUAUGCAAUGGAGGAUGGGCGGCAUGUACGUGUGGCGUGACGGUAAAUGCGGGCACGGAUGUGUUCGCCAUCAACCAUUGUGGGGGUUACCACUUGAUCAAGACGAUCCAGAAUACCGAGAAGAUCAUGAGUGUAAGGGAACUACCCGGGUACAUGCAUACAUUCUACCUGCCGCAAGGUACCAUGAUCAACGUGGACUACCACGUGGGCACGUUCUGGAAGACGAUGAACGUUCAGAUCUUCCCGUCGCCCGACGAUAUGAACAACACGGAAGGACUGUGCGGAAACUUCAACAACGACUGGGAGGAUGACUUUACCCACAAGGGCGGAGCUGUAACCUUGCCACAGGGAGAUAGGUACUGGAAUUGGUUCUUCCUCUUCGAAGACCCGGAUGAGUUCAGCGAAUCAUGGAGAGAAGAGACUCCAUUGUUGCAAUUGGCCCAAGAGGGAAAGCUUGAUGACGUGCUGAAUCCAUGGGCCGAUGAUUCCAAGUACUGCGUGUGUCCAUUGGUGGGUGGAUCGCGUCAACCAAUGUGCCACAAGAAGGAAGACAAGCAGUGCACAAACUCAAAGGUCUACGCUGGAAAGGAAAAGAUUUUAAUUGAGGAGACGAAGAGGUCCGUGGAUAGUCAGCAUAUGGAUGACCUUGCGGAACGAUUGGGGAUGUUGGGAAGAAUGAGGGCGAUGAACAAACUUCAGCGAAAAAAGAGGGAAGCUAAAGAGUAUACCGAAGCAGAAAUAGACGAUGCAAAAGCUAAAUGCGAGGCUUACCUAAAAGAUGACUGCAUGGACGGAAUAACAAUACUUGGAAAUAAGACAGAGAAAAGUACUCUGGACUGCGCUAGGGAUCUUGUGCUGAAUCCAAACGCAUCGGAUGCCCAACAAGGCAGCUGUCGUGCAGUGAAGACCACCAUAGUCACCACUUUUGUCAAGGACAUAGAGGCGCAGGAUACAUACAAAGAACAAUUCGCAAAGGUCAAGAAAAUGUGUAUCGACGACUGUAACGGAAAUGGGAAAUGCAAUGACAAAGGAGCCUGCGAGUGCGAUGGUGACUACGACCCGCUGACGAACUGCUCACUGAGCCGCAGUCAGAAACCCACCCUGCAGGGCCUGAGUGGAGGAGGGCUCAAGGACGGCAAGUGUGACCGGAAGGCGGCCGGCUGCAACGCGUUCACCAUUGCCACAAGCGGAUGUACAUCACAGAGUACAUGCAAAGCGAAUGUUACCACGCACUACAGUGAUGAAACAAAAACAGUCACAGAAAAGGAGCAACCCUGUACAUGCGUAAACGGUUUUGAUGUCGAAUAUGACGUCAGUGCCAUAACAGGUGCCCGUCGGCGUCGAUCCAUUGACACCGUGCCUCUUGGAACAACGGUUGGCGUUGCAGUCAGCAAUGACGGUAGCACAUACAGCGAAUCAGCGUCCAACGUUGAUAUAAUUCUGGACAGCACUUGCAUAACAAACGAUGGGACAAAGUUUGUGCUCGCCGCUGGGUACUGUCUCAUUGACGGCGUCUGCUAUGCUGCUGCGGAAACCGAAAAUGAUGGAUGUUAUACCUGUGAUAUGGCCAACAGAUUUGAAUGGACAAUAUCUAGUGAUUACUGUGAGAUCGGUGGUACUUGUUACAAUGAAUCGGAUGCCAAAUCAGCUGCUGAAUCGUGCCUCACGUGUGUGCCAUCAACGAGUCAAACAGAGUUCACCCAGACGGCUGACACCUGUGUCAUCGAUAAUCAAUGUUAUGAUAACAACGGCUUCGAGAUGGGAAUACCCUGUCGGUAUUGCAACACAGACAUGGACAAUACAUCAUGGACAAUGAAGGACGACACGUGCUUUAUUUCGGGUGGUUGCUAUGACGACAAAGCCGACAAUCCAUUGAACGGCUGUCUGUAUUGUGACUCAGAUGAAUCCAUCAGCGACUGGCAGACUCAUGUGAACAAGACAGAAUGCCUAUCCGAAAAAGACGCGGUGUCCGGAGCUGUCAUUGCGGCUGCUGUAAUCGUCCCCAUUCUGGUGUUAGGAGGAAUCGGCGCGGGAAUACUCAUCUACAAGAAAAUGCAGACGAAAAAGAUAAUGGAUGCAAGAAUGAAUGGAGGUUUAUACGACGAAACACCAAAGAACGGCCAUUUUCGCACACGCGUAACGCCCACUCCCUACGACCCAGUGAUACCGGCGAUGCCCUACAAUAUUCCGAAAGAUGAGAUUAACCCGGACAAACUAAACAGUAGACCGGACAAUCUGUACUCCGACGACCAGACUAGCCAGUCGAUUCAAACGCCUAUUCCGUCGCCCGCCCACAAGCUUCCAGCGCCUACCGUGGGAUUCACAUCCACGGCGCAACCGAUGUCAAGCGCCUCGACAGAGAUGGAGAAAUUUCAGGACGCCGGCCACUACAACACAAUGUUGAGCAUUGCCGACGAAACCAACGCUUAACCUGUGAUGAAACUACCAUAUUUGACUGAACAAUGCAUCUACUUUAAGCAUUUUCUUUUCAUUAUUGAUAAGGGAGUGUUUUUUUUCUACUUUUAAGGGUUGAAAAACUCGUAUGUAGAUAAUUUUGAAAUAGUGUUUCUCGUACACUAUUUAAUAAUCAAACUACAUUGAGAAUUAUUCUUUCUCCCAUUUAUCUUUUUGCGAACACUCACCCAGUAACUGUUAGUGUAUUUGUUGUGAUUGCUUAAAAUCAUAUUACUAUUUAUAUCUCAUACUCCAAAGAUAAUUAGAUAAUGAUUCAUACUUUUAAGAUGGCCCAGUUUAAGGUAAUUCAACUGAUUAUUACGUAUCUAAGCACACAUGUAUAAGCUUAAACCAAAGUUUCGUCAUGUUGAAAUUUCAACCAUAAUCUGUCUCACUGAUUUAAUGUAAUAUCUUCCUUCAACUCUUCUAUGCUUUACUCGUUUCUGUAUCGUUUAAAUUGAUAAUCAAACAGGCUGGUCCGGUACUUUUAAGUUUCGUUUUCGAGGAGUGAUGUUCCACAUAUGUUCUUCUUAAGGAAGGACUAGUUUUGAAAUAAAGUCGAUCAACACCUACAUGUAAAUUACAUAGGGGAUCAGAAUAUUUGUUUUAGGAAACAAAGGAGUGUAUCAUUUCUAUAAAGUUGGUGAAAGAAGAUUUACUUUCGAAACGAAAGCCGAUGAAAUAAAUUAGGAAUACGAUAUACUAAAUUUUGUACGACUUCUAUUACUAAUAAAAACUUAGAAUGAGACGUAAUAAGAAAGGCAAAUAACACUUGUAUAAUAUGUGAAGGAUUACAUUUGGACGAACGUCGGUAAUCAAUUCCAUUCGAAUAAAUAAGAAUGCUUUUCUUGGAAAUUCAAGUCGAUUAACACGUUUGAAAAGACGAAAGAUGAAAUGAUAUAUGUUAUAUUAUUAUAUUUGUUUUUCAACAAAUAUUGCUUAACGCUUCAAUAGAAACGUUUCUGGUUAAUGUCCGUACUGGCAAGUUUUAGGAUUUUUUUAAUGAAUUAAACGAAAAAAUAUAUGACUAACCAACCAUACAAACAUUUAAUAAAGGUCAGGAAAACUUAAAACAUUUUCAGUUUUCAUAAUAAAAAACAAACAAAACAAUAACAACACCGCCGCAAGCUUGUACACAAUAUAAGUUGCGCCAUCAAGUGGUUGUGUUAAAAUACACUGUUAAGAAUAACCACCUUUUACAGAUUCUUUUACUCAUUUCGAGUCAAUGCAUAUACGGUAUUUUUAUGUCAGUACUUGAUGUUAUUGAAUACAGACAUCAAGUUCUAGCCAUAAGGCGAAUGAAUUGUAAGUUUUGCUCUGUGAUAGAUUUUUAAUUUUUGUCAUUGUAUCUUUUAUGACGUUUCCGUGCUGUCCAAUAUCAAUAUUUUCAUUAUAAUAAAAUUUUAUUAAAGUUUAUAAACAUGCACGAAGAAAUGCUGACACCGAAAUCAAUAUCAGCAACAUAUUAAACAUACCCACGUACAAUUUUAGCUUUGGGGUCAUAAACAAAAUGUUCAAGAACAACAAAAUAAAAACAAAGUAAUUGAAUUGUUACUGGUAUAUACUUUUUAUUUGCUUUUUUCUAGGGGAGGAUUUAGAAUUACAUGUAUUGUGAUGUAUUUGUUUUUGUGUAUAAUAAGUGUUCUUUACUAUGUAAGCAUUUCUAUGGUAAAAGGAUGACAUAAGUUUAAUGGGACAUAAGGAAGUUUUUUAAAUUUUGAUGUAAAAGCUAAAACGCCGGAAAUGUGUGUUGCUUGCGAAACAGGAUUAAAAAAGAGACAGAAAUAACGAUAAUUUCGUGAUAAACAAAGAAUGUUAAGAGUAAGAAACAGCUAUUGCGCCAGUAAUGAAAUUUAAGUGUUUGAUAGAAUGCAAUGACUCCUAUGCCACUAUAGUUGACAAAAAAACGUAGAUUAAAAUGUGUGUGACCUUCGUUCUUUUAUUCUGCAAUUUUGAUAUAGCAUAUGAUGAUUUUUCACGCAUGAUAGCAUAAUAAAUACUUUAAGUGGAUGGUAUACGUGAAUUUAGAAACAAAUGCGAAUAUGCAAACCAUAUUAAUUUAUUGCAGCCCAUUUGAUUAAUGAGUUAUGUAAAUUAAACAUAGGUAUGUAUAUCGUCGCUCUAUCAUGUUUUACCGAGAAUUUAAUAUUGCCUUCAUACCUUUAGCCUUUGGAUACUCACCUAAUAUAUCAAAUUGUGUUUGUGUGUUAAUGUUUUCUCUCAUUCAUUGUUGUGAUAUUUCCAAGUCCCGCGUAAACACCCACACGUUGUUUUCUAAAUUGUAGCAUGGUAACUAAAAACAACAUGAACAUGUGCAUACAUUUACUUGAAACAAUGUGUAUAUACAAUCUUUAUGGAAACCAAUCGCAUUACUAGAUAUGAUUGUAUUUAUUAUGCUACUUCAUAUGAUACUACAUUGUUUUAUUGGGUUGACUAACUUCUUCUAUAAAUAUUGUUGUACGGAUAAGUGUUUUUAAUUUCUUGAAAACGCAACAUUUUAAUUUGUUUGUAAGCGUAUUUGAAAAGCAGUACUCUGCAGCGGACUUGGAAAUAAAACGACUUCAAAACAAAAUUGUGUAAAUUGUCUGUUACAUUUUCAUAACAUAUCAACCAUCUAUAUUAACUUGAUCACAAUAAAGAUGUUAUGUUAAAACCAAUCAUACACGUGUAACACAAACGAAAAACGACACGUAUACUCGUGUACUAAGUACUAUCUACAGAUGUCGAAUAAAGAACUGUUUUAUAAUU